GGCGGCCGCCCUGCACUGAGGAGCCCGGCCGAGCGAGGCCCGCGGAGCUGUCAUGGAGGAGUUGGUGGAAGAUGACAUCUGUAUUUUGAACCAUGAAAAAGCAGAUAACACUCACAAGAGAGAUGGGGAGGUUCCUGUUUCACCCUACAGCGGAGAUGAGUCUGUGGCCUCACACUUUGCCCUUGUCACUGCAUACGAAGACAUCAAGAAACGACUAAAGGAGUCGGAGAAGGAAAACUCCCUCUUAAAGAAAAGAGUGAGAAUUCUGGAAGAGAAGCUCCUGGGCUCGCGGCUGGAGGAGGAGUGCAGCUCUGUGGGCCGCGAGCAGGUGAACAAGGCCUACCAGGCCUACCGAGAGGCCUGCAUCGACCGCGACGCGCUCAAAAGCAAGCUGGAUAAGAUGAGGAAAGAAACUUCAGAAUCUUUGAAAAUCAUGAAUGAGCAGUUGCAGUCUAAAGAAGUGGAACUCUUACAACUGAGAACUGAAGUGGAAACUCAGCAAGUGAUGAAAAAGCUGAAUAGUACUCAGUCUAGCUGGGAAAUAGAGAAGCUGAACAGCGACCUGAAAGUGCGUAGUCUGGAAAAGGAUCUAGAAGAGCUCAAGGAAGAGUGCAACAGUCUCAGAAAGGAACUGCAAAAAUCCAAGCAGAAGUAUUUACAGUUAAUAGAUCUGAGCUCAUCUGCUCAUUUCCUGUCCCUCCUCCUUUCCCCUCACUCGGAUGCACAGGACCAGGCUCAAGAAGAAAAAUCACUAAAUGGGGACCUCCUUCAAAGCCAAAGCAUUCAGAGUUUCCAACAAGCAUAUUGGGAUCUGAAGAGAGAAAUGUCUAAUUUGCACCUAGUGACUGAAAUGCAAGCUGAGGUUCUACGAAAACUGAAAACAAAUCCAACAGCAACCAAGAAAGCUGCUUCUGCACCAGUGCAGUGUGUUGAAGACUUGGAGAAGAACCUUACGAAGCUGCAUUUGACCACAGUCUAUAAAAGCCCAUCUCUGGCACCGAACGAUCAAGUCCUCUGCAGUGCUCUGCCCCUCCCUGUAAAAAUCCCCUCUGAAAGAGUGACUCUGCACACGUGGACAGAUGGCAGACCUACGCCAGUGGAUGGGAAAACAUUUCAGGAACAGCAUUCUUAUGGCAAGAGCUCUCUGGAAGAUAAUUCCUGGGUAUUCCCAAGUCCUCCAAAGCCUAAUGAGAAUGCCUUUUGGGAAAUGAAAAACAAAACAUCCCUGUUAAACUGUCCAGUAGAUUACCUGGAUCAGUGUAAUCAAAAUUGCCUGCACAAGAGUUAAGCAAUUUUCAGAAUGAACUGAAGCAUUUUUAGAGUGGUUCUGAAUAGGCACCUUAUUGCUGGAAUUUUUUACAGGGGGCAAACAAUGAGUUGAGACUUUUUUU
Molecule: messenger RNA, 1391 nt
Organism: Nothoprocta perdicaria
Lineage: Eukaryota; Metazoa; Chordata; Aves; Tinamiformes; Tinamidae
Gene: AZI2
Product: 5-azacytidine induced 2
Exons: 8
Coding region: 53-1288 (411 amino acids)
Biological process (GO): canonical NF-kappaB signal transduction
Cellular component (GO): cytoplasm
Source: RefSeq, a predicted model, not a curated record